Messenger RNA from Sinocyclocheilus grahami, 750 nucleotides. RefSeq names its product radial spoke head 1 homolog. Bases 42 to 506 code for a protein of 154 amino acids. NCBI's taxonomy places the organism in Eukaryota, Metazoa, Chordata, Actinopteri, Cypriniformes, Cyprinidae. The transcript has 6 exons. The record is from RefSeq and is a predicted model, not a curated record.
GUUGCUCUUCUCUGCUAGUGCUCAGCAAUCUCUAGCUCAUCAUGUCAGACGCUGGCUCUGAAGACUUCGACGAAGAGCAAGGCUCUCUGGGGGAGUAUGAGGGAGACAGAAAUGAAGCUGGAGAGAGACAUGGACAGGGCAAAGCUGUCCUGCCGAAGGGAGACACUUACCAAGGCGCUUAUGAGGACGGCAAGAGAUGUGGCCAGGGGACAUAUAAGUUCAAGAAAGGGGCCAGAUACAUUGGAGAAUGGUACAUGAAUUUAAAACAUGGACAGGGUAUAUUUUAUUACCCAGAUGGCUCCAAAUAUGAAGCACUAGAUGAAGCAACCAGUAAGAAAGAAAAGGCCGUGAAGUUGCGUUCUCCUCAUCGUGAUCAGGGCCAGAUCCUCUCUAUUGCCAUUUCGGCUUUUGUAGAUGAGGACAGAGGAGAAGCAGAGGAAGAUGAGACUCUCAUAAGCACCUCCUUAAAGUGGAAACCCAAGGCAGUUUCUGGGCUUUCUGUUUAGACCAAUGAGAAGGAUUCUGCCACCUCAGAUCAAGCCGUGGUGGAAAAGUGAGAAAGCCAUACAGACAGUGAGAAACACAGAACACCAAAAGAUGAUACAGGAAAAGAGGACCGCCGGUUAAUUAUACCUGCACACAUCUGACACUGUCACUUCUCAUGUUUAGCGACAUAAUGGGAUCCCGUAUCAGCCUAAGAGUUUCUGACUGUACAUUAUCAUGCUUAUUCCAUGGGCUCCUGACAAAUAA